GCACAAUGGCAAAGAGCAGUCUCACCAAGGUUAGGUGUUCCACCAGCUCCUGUCAAAAAUAGCAUUUGGUCAAGUCCUUAUAUAAGAUAUGGUCUCCCACUAGGUUUGCUAGCUACAGCAGGAGCAGUUAUGAUGUUGAAAAGAAAUAAAGCAAAUGUUGUAAAUAAUACUGAAGUAGCUGAAGUUAAACAAACUCCAACACCUUCACAAGCAAAACCUUCAAUGACUCCUGAACCUAUGGAAGUACAAACUCCUGUUCAAAAGUCAACUCCUAAACCGACUCCAACAUUUAAACCAGAACCUACUCCUCAAAUAAAUCGUAAAACUCCUGCGUUUCCUUACUGA
This is a messenger RNA of Trichomonas vaginalis G3, 345 nucleotides long. Its product is annotated as repellent protein 1 family. The transcript has a single exon. Lineage: Eukaryota; Parabasalia; Trichomonadida; Trichomonadidae. The record is from RefSeq and is a predicted model, not a curated record. The annotation marks the transcript as partial.